CAAAGAAACCUGCCCAGCUCUUGGUUAUGCUAGCGAGACGCCACAUCAGGCCGAGUGCAACUACAUCGCUUAUCUCAAACAAUGGCGUGUACGACCAGCGAACUCGUGCAGAUAGCGAGGGUGAGUGAUUGGUGUUUACUGACAUGGAAUUUCAGCGUGACGUGUUCAGUAUAUCAAUCGUGCCUUCGAGUCUUUCUGAACUCGGUGCACACUCCGUCUUUACUACUUUGCCACAGAAAAGAUGCCAAAACCAGGCUUCGACAAAGAUGGACGCCCCCUCAAUGUCGGUGCGGCCAGAGAUGAGAUCAACAGAAUCCGCAGAGAUCGGGGUAUCAUCGACGACUACGAUGAAAGCCAAAUUCGCAAGACCGAUUCGAAUUUUCAAGAAGAUUACCGUCGAAGAGCUGCCCAGCACAGGGCCUUGUACGCCCGAUACACUAGAACCGUCGCCGAACAGCUCUACUCGUCCAGAUUCAGGCUUAUUUAUGAAUUGCUCCAAAAUGGAGACGACUCCUCUUACGCAAAUGAUAUCGAACCCUCCAUGACGUUUCGAAUCAAGCCCUUUGAGUUGAUUAUCGAGUCUAACGAGCUGGGAUUCACACUCGAGAAUGUCGAAUCUAUUUGCGAUACUGGUAAAAGCUCCAAAGCUAACAAAGCCGAUACUACCGGGGAGAAAGGCCUGGGUUUCAAAUCGGUAUUUGGCAUUGCUGACUACGUCCACAUCCAAUCUGGGCUCUGGUCUUUCAGGUUUGAGCACAGUCAAGGCGAAGAAGGCGUGGGAAUGAUCACUCCAGUGUGGACUGAUGUUACGUCUUUUCUGCCUUUGAAUGUCGGGACGAGGUUGACACUGAGGUACUAUGACCGGCGCACCACCUUCGCUACACGUCUCGUGUCUGAGUUUGAAAAACUCCCCAGAACAAUCAUGUUUGCUUUACGUAAGCUGAGGAAGUUAGUCGUCGUCGUGGAUGGCGUUGCCGGACGGUCAGAUCAAAUCACUUUCGAGAAAGAUGGCAAUUUGAACUCUGAUGAAAUACACAUCAACACUACCGUGACCGGGAGUUUUGGGCCCCAUACGUCAGCGAAAACAUGCCUCAGGCUGUUUCAAAGUAAAGUCAACAAUCUCCCCUCUGACACAAACCGUUCAAGCUCUCAAAGCGAUGUGACGGUCGCAUUUGAGGUCGAUGCAAAAGGCCUGCCUGUCAUUCCCGCCGACGGGCAGCAUGUCUUCGCUUAUCUUCCAGUAGAGCGCAUUAUACAGCUCCCUUUUCUUCUAAACGCAAACUUCAUCCUUACGGCUAAUCGUGAGAGUGUUCCUGAUACGGAUUGGAAUAACGCAUUGCUAAAUGGUGUCUCUUCGGCGUUUUGCGGUUUGGUGAAGACAGUUGUAACCUCUGGCGACCCUCUGGAGUAUAAAUGGAUGCGCUAUCUCCCCCCAAAACAAAUGCCAGACUUUUGGGGGAAUUUGCGAAUGGAUAUACUGCUCGAGUUCUUGCGAAGUCACACACCCGUUUUACGGUCACGACGGAAUAAGCUUCACGUGAUUGGCCACAUGGCAAUACUUCCCGACUGGUUCAUCCACGACAAAGAGCCAAUCGUGGCGGACACGAAGGAAGAUAUCUACUUAUCGGACCGUUAUCAUUCAAGCGAUGUAAGCAUCCUGAAAGAAUUUUGGGUGGGGGAAAUCGGCACCUGGCGAAUUUUGGAGAGAAUAAAGCUUGGUCUCUCACAAAGUGCCGAAGUACCGAUACAUCACAUACCUUUGGAUGACUCGUGGCACACGGCCUUCGCUGCUCUCAUACAACGGCUCUUAAGGGAAAAAGACACCAAGAAGGAUGUCGAGCGGUUAGAAAUCAUCCCAUUGGACGACAAUCGCUGGGUUUCACCGUCUUCCCUGUACGUGGAUACUGUAUAUCUACCAUAUCUUGUCGAGGAAGACUCGGUAUCGAUCAAGGUACCUGAUGGUCUUGGAUUUCAGAAGCUUCACGAGACAGCCGCUGCAGUUGGAGAACGUGCGAGCUUCUACACGAGUCUCGGAAUUUCCUCGUGUCCUUCUGAUGCAGUAGUAGCGAGGAUCCUUGAGGCACACCAGUCAGGGAAAAGAACCGGAACGGUGUUCACGUUCACAUCGGAUCUCGAAAUCCUCUUUUGGUUUGGAAAGCGACCGUUCCUUUCAGCGCAGGGUCAGAAUUGUCCGCGACUCGUGAACGAUGGUCUCAGACUAGCUCUAGGACCUUUCUUAUUCUUUCCCUCAGAAGAUAACUAUCACGCAGAGAAACUACUUGCUGCAACUCCGCAGGAUGAUUUGCGUAAGUGUUGCUACGGGAUUCUUCGUCAAGAAUACCUCGAAUCCCAAGUUUCUAUUCAUAUCCGCCAUGGUUCAGACUGGAGAUCCUACCUUCGGAGAUGGGGUGUCAAAUACUUCCCUGAUCUGGCACACGAGGUGCCAUCUGGAUGGAAGCUCCAUCCAGUGAUGGAGCUGAUUGCUCGAGAUAAUCCCGACAGCUUUGUCGCAAAUCUAAAAGCUCAUUGGCCCGAUUAUCGUGUUGAUGCACCCAGAAUCAAAAACGACCUAAAGAAUGCUCAGGUACCAUGUCUGAAUGGCUCUACACAACGUCUUUGCGACACUAUUCUACCAACGCAUGAAUUGAUUGAUAGGAGCCGAGACCCAAAUCUCACGAAUCUCCUCCCAUUUCUAAAGCUGCCUGGAGAUUAUGACCCCCUACAAUCCGACUCUUGGUUCUUCUUGAAAGAAUUUGGGGUGAUCUGUGAAGCUAAUACUAACUUUUACUUAAGAGCCAUGUCCUUAUUAUCUGAAGUAAAAAAGGGCCCCUUGAUGCAAACGUGUGAGACAAUCUACAGCGGUAUUGCUCAAACAACGGCAGUCGGAGACUCCAAAGCUGUACAGCAAGCAUUUACAUCGCGACCGUUGAUCCGCUCGAACACAGACGAGGAAGCCUGGUACAGGUCAACUGAUUGUGUCUGGGAAGGUCCAAGCUUUCUCCGGGCGAAGCAAGUAUUGAGUCCGUUGUACGGAUCUAGUCAAUCUGCUUCCACUUUCUUCAAAACCAUUUUGACUUUGCGGGAUGUUAGCUAUAACGACUUGAUCGACGAACUGAAGAUGUUAUCAACGGAAGUAACAGCUGGAACAGGUCUAAUCGAGAGUAAGGCACCAAAAGUUUAUGCAGCUCUUGAUGUAAUGGCAAACUCACCGCCCGUGAUCGAGGCCAUUAGGCAAGAGUUCAAUGGUACCGCUCUGAUAUAUGUCGGUCAAAAGUGGCAGAAAUCUUCAGAAUGCUUGUGGAACUGUACUAUCGACAUCUCCGGGUGUCUGCCACUGGACCAUGUUUACCCUCAACUCAAGAAAUUCUUCGUCGAUAAGCUGAAAGUCAGGACUAUGAACAUCAACGUUCUUCUACAGGAGCUUGGAAGAACAGCGAAGAAGACUUUCCCAGACUUUGACGAGGUCAAGCGUAUCAUACUUACUAUUGGAAAAUUGUUGGCCUCAGAUCCUGAGGUCAAGGUCAAAGAGGAUCAGCUGAGAACCCUGGAGAAAUUUUCCUUUCUACCAGUCCGUGGCCCAGACGGUUUGACACUACUCUCCGUGGAUCAAGCUUUCAUCAUCAAUGACCAUCAGAGAUAUGGCAAGCUGUUUGACAAUGAAGCAAUGAUCCUGGACUUUGGUCACGAAGAAAUGACUUCGUUGUAUCCCUUUUUUAGACUGCUGGAUUUGGAGGAUCGUUUCCUCUCGCGCCUAGUAAAGUCCAAAACGUCGGUGGAAAAUUCAACUGCCAAUAAAGCCCUUGAGGGCUAUAUCAGAGACCGUGCAUACGCAUUGUCAUGCUGUGCCAACCAUUACAAGAGUUCGGAAUAUUACAACCGGAAAACGACGAUGCACGAGUUGCUAUUGGCUGCAGAAGUAUUCGUCUGCGAAGAGAUGUGGACAGAACUUGUGCUACCGGAAGAGUAUGACUCAGUCACUGUUCGGAGUGAUCGAGCGGUAGUCGACAUCUGCUUCCCUGACGGGAAGUUGACGAUCUAUGUCCCAAGCGACUACGAUGGUCUGUAUUCUUGCUUCCACACCGAGCUUCCUCAAGAGCUUGCCAAUGUACUUUGCAUCGAUGAUGAACGAGCAGUCAAGGUCGUCUAUCGUAUCUUGAACGAUGACAAGAAAGAUUUGGAAACCAUAAUGAAGGAUGAGGACCUGCCGGAGUAUCCCUGGUUCGAAAAACCUGCGUCAUCACUACAGGCAGUGCCAUUUCCAGCUGUGGAUGAUACGGAACCUCACAGCAGCAGUAUGCCGACCCCUGCAUCGUCAACGGAUGCAUCCUCUGACCACGACCACCACGACGUGGUCGUGACCCGGGUGGAUGAAAGGAGCACAGCACCAUAUUCCCGAGUUGAGAGCAGUAUUCCUUCUCCUGUCCACGUUCAGUCAACUGGUUCCCAUCACACAAUCUGGGAAGAGGUGGCGCGGGAUCAACAGUACAAAGAGCUCUUGCGGGGAGUGAUCCGCCAAGCAAGGCGUGCCGGGCGAGCUUCUCAAACGAGAAGAGGAUCGCUAUCGCUGAAUGAGAUCGAGGAAGCUCUAGAUGAACUUGCCGAACCACCAGUUGACCACGCAGCGUUCUACCGCACAUUUGGCGACACGGGGAGCAGCAGAUUUGAAGAAAAUGCCCGGGUGGGCGCGGCGGGAGAACUAUAUGUGUUUGAGUUCCUCAAAACCUGUGGAGUCACAAAUUUCAGCAUCGAGAAUUGGCAGAGUUCAAUUCGUCGCUACGUGAACGUCCUCCCGGAAUACGCAGAUGAACCACCCUGGCACGGCCGUGAAAUCUCGGAUAUAAUGUACGAAGGCAACUGUUCGCGGCUGAUGGAGUUACUUCGAGAAAACACGACAUUCCGACACCCCGCCUGGCUUGGGCUUGGGUCCGGCGCGACGUCAAUGUCAACACCAGUGGUGAAUUAUCACAUCGAAGUCAAGACCACGCCAGGGCCCUGCAACACUCCGUUCUUCAUGAGCAGCAAUCAGUACAGGCUUAUGCGAGACAAAGCCUGUCCAAAUGACUCGACGACGGCUCCACGAGAUCUGUACCUGAUCAUGAGAGUGUUCAACCUGUACUCGCGCAGGAUUGGGCUACAAGUGUAUAUUAACCCCUGGCAUCUUAGAGAAACAGCCCUUGAAUUCGUGGCGGAUCCGUGGAAGGUGGUUCCUAUGUGACGCUUGUAACUUGAUUUGGUGGAAUUGAGCGGUGAGAAUGCCUGUGUAUUAUAAUUAGAUGUACAAUAUGAUUUACG
Messenger RNA from Exophiala mesophila, 5292 nucleotides. RefSeq lists its product as uncharacterized. The coding region runs from base 242 to 5215 and encodes 1657 amino acids. The record is from RefSeq and is a predicted model, not a curated record. The transcript has 7 exons. Lineage: Eukaryota; Fungi; Ascomycota; Eurotiomycetes; Chaetothyriales; Herpotrichiellaceae.